This is a messenger RNA of Metschnikowia bicuspidata var. bicuspidata NRRL YB-4993, 1696 nucleotides long. RefSeq lists its product as uncharacterized. Gene Ontology annotation, cellular component: nucleus. NCBI's taxonomy places the organism in Eukaryota, Fungi, Ascomycota, Pichiomycetes, Serinales, Metschnikowiaceae. The coding region runs from base 211 to 1641 and encodes 476 amino acids. The transcript has a single exon. Gene Ontology annotation, molecular function: zinc ion binding. The record is from RefSeq and is a predicted model, not a curated record.
UACUCUGCCCGUAAUGGUGUGGCACCAAAAGAGCUCUAUCAUCUUCAAACGGGAAGCUUUUCGGUCCAUUCACUCUUUCUGUGGCUCAGCCACCAUCCGCUCUGAAGUGAACGUGCCCGGGUCACGUGAUACCAGCAUCGGCCUUGUUCUCCGUUCUGCCUCCGCUACUCUGGAGAAAUUAUACCCACUCCAUUAUCUGCGGGACAGAUCAUGUUUCAUUCAGACAUAGUCGCAAAAACUCCCAAGGUGCUAGAUAGAUGUCUAGAUCUCUACCUGGCACCCGACGGAGAGAAAACGGGUCCAACACUGACGGCCAAGUCUACGCCUGCAAAGUACGCCUCGCACCCAGAUUUCCAGUUUUUCAGCUCGGUGAAGAAGAAACACCACUUUGCCUACCACAGCUCCAAAUUCGCCUCUGUCAAGAACGACAUAUCGGCAACCAGCACCCUCCAGAAACAGUCGACUUUCGACCCAUUCUCGCGGCCCUUACUUCUUGAGAGAAUUAGAUCCUACACGGCUUUAAACUGGGCUCUUCCUCACUUCCCAAGAUCCGACCGUCAGCUCACAGAGCUUCUUUGUAGUGCUCACGGAUGGGUUUGCGAGCAAGUGUCCCGGAAAAACACGUCUAAAAACUUGCUCCGGUGUACGGGCUGUGAUCGCCAGUUGGCGUUGACGUUCAAUCCGCCCGACCAGCAGCCAGAAUACGCUGCCUGUUAUUUCGACAUAGGCGAUAUCCAGGAGCUCAACGUCAAGCUCAAGGAUCAGUAUUUGCGCCAAGUAGAGCACACAGCACACGCCGGACUGUGCCCGUGGCGAAAUAUAGCUUCUCCGUUAGACGGCACCUACUACUUGACACCAUACAUCGAGGCCACGAACGAUACCUUGAUCACUGAAUAUUUAGCUCUUUUGCGCAGAACGUAUCAUAAAAUUGACCCCUCGAGCCACUAUGCACACGUGCUUCUGGAGUUGGCCCCGCAGGAUGUUAUGUUGAACUUAGCUGGGUUCAUCAAGGUGUCUAGACUGUGGCUCCUUAGUCGCUACUUCAAGGACUCGAAAGAGAACUUUGAGCCAGUACUCGAGAGAAACUUACCAUCUUGGGCUUACGUAUUGGCGGCCAUGGGGUGGGAAAUCAACGUGCAGACGUUCGGGGAUGUUUCCAUUCCUUUACUCGUGUGUACCAUGUGCAACCAGAAAAUCUUUUUGGAUGCUGAAUCCGCUAAGAGUGGCACAACAGACACCAAAGAGAAGCGAGAUUUGCAUGACUUACAAAAAGAAAAUGUGCCUUUGCAGUCAAUAUUCCAGAAGCCCCCAGAGCCCAGGGAUUCUGGCCCGGAAAGCAAUGCUGAUUGUUCUGAAGAUGUGCUCGGGGAAGCAGCCGAGAACAACCUUGCCUGCCACAAACCUUGGUGUCUCUUGGUUCACAGUUUCGACAACAAGCCAUAUUUUAGUUACUUCCACGAGAUGAUCGUUGAACUGAAAUCGAAUAUUGGACCCGAGGGCCAGUAUCAAGAGAAAUGUAUCGAUUUUGCCACGGGUCCAUAUCCCGCAGACAUGGCCAAGAAAAGAAAAGCUGAUGUGACAGAGAACCUUGAGAGAUUCUCCAAACUCCGCAAGUUAUACUUUGCAGAUGCAGACUUGUGAUGUUCCCAGUCAUCCGAUAUGCACAAUAUAUUCAUUCCCAGGCGUAGUUCAACUA